Phytomonas sp. EM1 is the source of this 1113-nucleotide messenger RNA. The record is from the annotation of a GenBank genome assembly. NCBI's taxonomy places the organism in Eukaryota, Euglenozoa, Kinetoplastea, Trypanosomatida, Trypanosomatidae.
GCUUGGAGAAUUUUGCCGCGAUUGUCCCAAAUUUUAUAUUUGUAGAAUAUUUUUCCAUCCUUAUCGAAUAGUUGCACACGUCGCAUGAUAAAAGUUAAAACAAAACUACUGUGUCUCAUAGCGGCGGUUUGGGGUCUUAUCUGUGCGUCUCAUAUCUUGUCGGCGACAGGUUUUCAUGAGAUUUGCCCCAUUGCAGAGAAGAAGGCGAUCGAGACCUGGUGCAAAAAGACGUUUCAAAAAAACGGCAAUGUAACAUUGGGAAACCAUACGGUUAUUGGCAAGCAGAUUGAGUGUGUAUGCAAUAACUUUACCUCGAUAAUGGUUUCGGUGAAAGCUAAUGUUAAAGAGGGUUUACCUAAUGGAUCCGAUAUACCUAGUCCACCUGGGAGCCCAGACAAAAUGAUCUGUUAUUGGUCUGGUGUCUUUGAAGAUAUGCCGGAGGGAAACUACUGUACCAGUAUGGCGGGCGUGAACCCUUCUGGAUGCAACGGAGUAGACACUAGCUUCUGUUACACAAGCUCCUGUAACACUAAGGGUGAUGGCUACAACAUGACAUGCAACACUUGCGAGGGACGUAUGUUUAGCAUCGUAAAGGAAAAAAACAAAUACACAAGAACAUAUAGUCCGCCAGUUGACUGUAGCCCGGAGGUGAAUUGUACUUCGCACGGGUGCUGCAACACACAGUUGGCAGCCAAGACAGAUGGCCCUUGUACUUGCUAUAGGGAUCCCAAGCACGGGUACUGGGACGGGGCAAAUUGUUCUGUGUGCUUGAAAGGCUACAAAACGACAGGUGUAGAGUACUGUACCACCCCGGCCCCGGCGAUUCAAGUUAUUCUGUCAUCACUUGCCGUCCCGAUGACGAUGGUAUUACCCAACUUGUUGAUGAUGGUGGUUUUUGUGAUUAUCGGGCGGGUCCGGCGAUUGUGGGAUACCGACGCCCCGUUUAGGCUCACCGCUCUGCGCCGCACAAAUCUCUCUACCGUACAAAGCGCUCGGCGAGGCGAGGCGAGCAUGUUCCGCUCCAAACGCAUCUCCCGACGGCCUGCAAAAAGUCAAGGAUUCAUAAGUGACUCGCAGGCCCCAGUGACACACGAUGGGACAUUAACGUACUAA